AAAAAUACAACAAUUCACAAAAUAUGAAUAAAAAAUCUAUAAGAUUAAUAUGUAUGGCAUGAGCAUGAGACAUGCAAAUUACUUGUGUAUUUGUUAUCAAGAACACAAAGCUAAUUAAAGACGACGAGACUAAUUGAAACUCCAAUUAAAAUAGCCUGAAACAAAGGAGAACCACAACUAUCAACCGGAAGACCUUUAAAACAAUUAAACAUGAACGAAAUUACAAAGGUUAGGGAAUCACUAGAAAAACAAAAUAGAGAAAUAGAAAAAAACAAAGAAGAUAGGUUUGAUGAGAUACAGGCGUGCUGACAAUCUUUGAACCAUUUGUAGGUUUCGUUCAGUCGAUCGCUCACAGAACAAAAGAAAAACGAAAGAACAGGAAGAACCGAAGGAGUGGCAAGUGUAUGAGGAAGCUGUGUCCCAACAUAGACAAAGACGAUGGUUUGGAGACGGUUUUGGAAGUUCCGAUACCGGAGGAGAUGUUUUCCGGUAUGGGCAAUAACCCUGCUUUGAGGUGCCAGAACAUGAUGACGUGGAUGAAAGCUCAAACCUCUGAUAAAUGGUCUCAGCCGUUGAUCGCUGCUCGUAUCAACGAGCUUCGUUUUCUUCUCUAUCUCGUUGGUUCACCUCUUAUACCCCUUCAAGUCCAAGUUGGUCACUCCGUUCAUAAGCCUGUCAAAGAUUCUUCCAUCCAAGCUUCGACGGCGAAAUAUAUAGUGCAACAGUACAUAGCGGCGACGGGAGGACCAGCAGCGUUAAACGCUGUGAACAGUAUGUGUGUGACCGGACAAGUGAAGAUGACAGCGUCGGAGUUUCACCAAGGAGAUGAAUCUGUCGGCAAUCUUAAGAGUAAUGACGAGAUGGGUGGUUUUGUGUUGUGGCAGAAGGAUCCAGAUCUCUGGUGUUUGGAGCUCGUUGUCUCUGGCUGUAAAGUCAUAUGUGGAAGUAACGGUCGCCUUUCGUGGCGGCAUUCUUCUAACCAACAAACACCCGCGUCUACCGGUACGCCGAGACCUCUUCGUCGGUUUUUACAGGGUUUAGAUCCUCGAUCAACGGCGAAUUUGUUCCUCGACGCGACGUGCAUCGGAGAGAAGAUAAUUAACGGCGAGGAUUGCUUUAUAUUAAAACUGGAGACAAGUCCAGCGGUUAGAGAGGCUCAAAGCGGUUCAAAUUUUGAGAUCAUUCAUCAUACUAUAUGGGGUUACUUUAGCCAAAGAUCGGGACUGUUGAUUCAGUUUGAGGACUCGCGGCUUCUGAGUAUGCGGACCAAGGAUGGCGACGUUUUCUGGGAGACUAGCGCCGAAUCGGUGAUGGAUGAUUACAGGUACGUGGACAAUGUGAACAUCGCUCACGGCGGAAUAACUUCGGUUACCGUGUUUCGGUACGGUGAAGCAUCGGCGAAUCACAGGAGACAAAUGACGGAGAAGUGGCGGAUCGAAGAAGUUGAUUUUAACGUUUGGGGUCUCUCUGUGGAUCAUUUUCGUCCCCCGGCCAAUUUGAAGAUUGGAAAAUAAUUUUGUCCUUUAGUUGUAUUUAUCAUUCCUUUUGCUCCAAUUUUGUUAUUUUUCGUUAGUUUUUUUCUUAAUAUAUCAACUAAGUCGGUGA
Messenger RNA from Brassica napus (rape), 1605 nucleotides. RefSeq lists its product as uncharacterized. The transcript has 3 exons. The record is from RefSeq and is a predicted model, not a curated record. Lineage: Eukaryota; Viridiplantae; Streptophyta; Magnoliopsida; Brassicales; Brassicaceae. Bases 405 to 1514 code for a protein of 369 amino acids.